Molecule: messenger RNA, 4231 nt
Organism: Coregonus clupeaformis (lake whitefish)
Lineage: Eukaryota; Metazoa; Chordata; Actinopteri; Salmoniformes; Salmonidae
Product: G-protein coupled receptor 22
Exons: 5
Coding region: 2405-3739 (444 amino acids)
Biological process (GO): G protein-coupled receptor signaling pathway
Cellular component (GO): membrane
Molecular function (GO): G protein-coupled receptor activity; peptide binding
Source: RefSeq, a predicted model, not a curated record
CCCGGGAGCUCUUGGCAGUCAAGUGGGCUCAUGAGGGAUGGAGACACUGGUUGGAGGGGGCACCUCAUUCUUUCGUGAUCUGGACGGACCAUAAGAACUUGGUCUCCAUUCAAGAAGCCAAGAGGUUGAGGCGAGAGAGAGAGAGAGAGAGAGAGAGAUAGGGAGAGCCAGUGCAGAGCAACACGGUAUCACAGAUUAUUAUGAAAUAGACAGAAAUUGCUUAUUGGCACGCUCAAAUUUUUUUGGGUGUUGUUGGAAUGUACACAACUGCUUUACGAAGUAGGAAAAUUGUGUAAUAUACACAAAAUGCGUUAUGAAGAAAAUCGUGUAAUACAUACAAAAAAGUGGACUUUUUCAUGUGCCUGUCACAAAUUUUGAAUAAGUAAUUGAUGUGUAUUUCACAAUAAGCUGUGAUAGUGUGUUGUGCAGAGAGAGAGCACAGAGCCAGUGGAGAGAGAGAAACUAGGUGUCUAUGUCUAUUUUUACUCCACUCCACACAGUGAGGCUGUAGAGAGCGCAUGCAACAGAGGCAGUGGAUGGAUAGCUGCUUGCACACACCCCACCGUGUGUAGAGAAGAAGAGGAGGAAGAUGAGAGAGUAAAGGAAAAUAAGUAAAGUAAAGGAAGACGAGAGAGGAAAAUACAGCAGCAGAAUCAUCUUCCUUUUUCUGUGGAGUUAUAUCUUUCUCGGUUGUCAAGACUGACAGACACUGGUAGAGGAGAAGCUGUCUAUUAAGAAAAACCUUACUGCACGGGACACCUACCCCACCCCGUACUGAUCCUUGGUUUACUGCUGCCUGGAAGUGGGGAGAAGUCAUCUGUUGGAAUCCAGGGGCUCAGAUGCUUUGGAGCAUGCAGUAUUGCUACAGUACUGGUCAAAGACUAUAGUGCCGGACCGAGAUGGGACUGUAUCGGCAUUGGACCAGCUCAGGAGUGUCUGUGUAUUUACUCUGCCUGAACCCUGAAUAAAAGGGGGAUGUGACUGAAGAACAGAGAGGCAGCAGUGUGAUGAUGGUCUGGUCUGUGUGGUCCCAGUCCCCUCGUCGUUUUGUCCAAUCCCCUCCGAGGACUGUUAUAAUGGUAUGAAUCAGACAGGCGGGGCAUCCCCCUCUACAUGACCACGACCUUCUUCUACUGAAUCACACACACAGGCACUAACACAUGCACAAUAGUAGCUUGAUAAUUCACACACGCACACACAUACACACACUUGUGUGUACUGGCUCAUAAGCAAGCACACACACACACACAUCGAACAUUUACCUACAACACAAACACCAAAUGAUCACAAUCACACACACAUGCAUACAGCACCGUGGUAUCAGGAGUUCAAAGAGCUUGGAGCAUCAGACAGACAUAUAUGAGCUGUUCUGGACUUGAUUUACAAUUGCAGGAAAUCUGCCUGCCCCGCCAGUGAUGAGACAGAUGAGAUUAGAAAGCUGCUGCUGAGUUAAAGGCCUGUUCCAUUAGUAUCUCUCCAGGGGACAACCAGGGAGGACCAGGCCCAGGCCCCUGCCUCUCUGCCUGGCCUGGCUGGCCUGCACUUACUGAAUCCACAUGGCCCACCCUCACACUGGCCCUCACUAAUGCACAAAUACAUAAAUAAAUGGAAUAAAUAUUUGAAUGUAUGUUUUUGCUUGGCUGAAAACCCCCCACUGUUUGGAGGACAAACUGAUGCAUCUAGAUGCUCUCUGGGAUGGAGUAACAGAGUUUUAUAUAAAUCAUUUUGGUGAUUAUUUUGUGAUCAAUCUAGAGACAACUGAACUAAAGGGGACACUUAUUCCCCAACCAAGGAUUUGGAUUCUACAGACUACAGUUGGAUUCUACAUAAUUUUGAUGUACAGUCAUUAGCAUUCAGGCCUUCCACAGAGGAAGAGUCUUUGUGUUUUGUGCGGUGGCCUCUGAGGCUGAAGCUGCACCACCUGGGAAUACUACUGUGAGUUUAUCAACAGGAUACAUCUCUGACAGUUUAUCUGUGAUCCAGUCAUCCAUCAACACUCCCACCAUGGCCAAAACAAACCCCAGAGAGAGAGCGAGAGAAAGAGAGCGAGAGUGAUAGAUAAAUAGAUAGAGGCGUGUUGGAUAUAUCCAGGCUUGCGUUCUCUUUCCCCUUCCUCUCGGCCGUACUGGAGAUGCUCACCGUGGCAGACACCCAUACAUUCUCAUGUCAUUAAUUACAGGAAGGAGCUCACAGCCUAGCAGUCCGGUCCAUUAGCCAAUCAAAAGUCCGGUCCAGUCUGGCCCAGGUUGGAGUGAAUCUGAGUCAAUCUGCUGGCUCUGCUAGAGAGGAACUCUUCAUGGUGACAUUACACCUGAUUCGGAUGCCUGUCUGUGUGGAUCUAGCUGGCGAUGUACCUGACUACGAAGCCCUGCUGGGCCUCAGAUAGAACUGGAGGGAAGGGAUAAUGCAUAUCCUUCCCCCUCUGGAGAGAGAAGGCACCAUGAGCAACGUCACCGACUACGCAGCCGAGCCCAUAAGCCGAACCAUGUCUCCAGCCACGCCCUACCCAUACCCCUACCCCAUCUCCUUCCAGGUGUCCCUGACCGGCUUUCUGAUUUUGGAGAUUGUGCUGGGCCUGAGCUCCAACCUCACCGUGCUGGCUCUCUACUGCAUGAAGUCUGACCUGAUCUCCUCAGUCUCCAACAUCGUCACUAUGAACCUCCACGUCCUCGAUGUAUUAGUGUGUGUCUGUUGUAUCCCACUGACCAUGGUGGUGUUGUUGUUGUCUCUGGCGGGGGAUACAGCCUUAGUUUGUUGCUUCCACGAGGCCUGUGUGUCACUCGCUAGUGUCGGCACGGCAGCCAACGUCCUCGCCAUCACCCUGGACCGGUAUGACAUCUCUGUGAAACCGUCGAACCGAGUGCUCACCAUGGGCCGAGCUCUGGCACUGCUGGCCGCCAUUUGGGUGCUGUCUUUCCUCAGUUUCCUGGUACCUUUCAUCGAGGUGGGGUUCUUUGCCCCAGGCCAGGCUGAGCGCAAUCAGACACUAGCGGCUGUAACCACGGUGGCUCAUACCAACCAGUACCAUACAGAGCUGGGGCUGUACUACCACCUACUGGCUCAGAUCCCGAUCUUCUUCUUCACGGCGGUCAUCAUGCUCAUCACCUACUCCAAGAUCCUUCAGGCGCUCAACAUUCGCAUCGGGACGCGCUUCCACACGGCGUCGCAGAAGAAGGCCAGGAGAAAAAAGUGUCCUUCUAUGACGGCUAUGACGUCACAUGCGACAGUCGGGGCCACAGACGCAUCCCUGUCCAUUGGCCGCACGCUCCCGACCAUGGGCAUGCGGACCUCCGUUUCCCUCAUCAUCGCGUUGAGGAGAGCCAUUAAACGCCACCGGGAACGUCGAGAACGGCAGAAACGCGUCUUCAGGAUGUCGCUACUUAUCGUGUCGACGUUCCUGCUCUGCUGGACUCCCAUAACCACUCUCAACACAGUCAUCUUGACAGUAGGCCCCAGCGAAUUCACGGUCAAGCUGCGGUUGGGCUUCCUGGUCAUGGCGUACGGGACGACAAUCUUCCACCCGCUGCUCUACGCCUUCACCAGGCAGAAGUUCCAGACGGUUCUAAAGAGCAAGAUGAAGAAGAGGGUGGUGAGCAUCAUCGAGGCCGGCCCACUGCCCAACAACGCAGUAAUCCGUAAAUCCUGGAUCGACCCCAGGAGGAACAAGAAGGUCACCUUUAACGAGGACACAGAGGCCAGGCAGAAAUGUCUUCAGUCUUCUGAGGAUGCUGUGGAAUAAAUGAAUUAAAUCUAGUCAUUCUAUUUCUAUGGAAUGAAUUAACUACUUAAGGACAAGACACACCCUAAGGAAUGUUGACAUAGAGCAAAAUAUCACCUACAGGGUGUCGACGGACGGUGGUGAUUCAACAUCUAGGAUGGUCGGAAAAUGAACAGAAAAUGGUCUGUGGUCAAAGUUGAUAGGACCCCCACCCGCUGCUUUUAACUGUUCCUCGACAUCGUCUGUUUUUCCUUUAGUGCACUCUUCUACACUCAAAGCAGUGGAGGCUGGUGGAGGGCUAAAUCAGAGGACUGGCGCAUAGUAAUGGCUGGUAUGGAAUUAAUGGAACAGUAUCAUACAUUUCACAUAAUGACACCAGCCUCCACUGACUAAAAGAAGGAAACAUUUGUAGGUUCAUCAGGUUGAGAUUUUAAAAAAGGGAUACUGAACAAAAAUAUAAAUGCAACAUGAAUUACAGUUUAUAUAAGGAGAUCAGUCAAUUGAAAUAAAUUA